Molecule: messenger RNA, 1595 nt
Organism: Mizuhopecten yessoensis (Yesso scallop)
Lineage: Eukaryota; Metazoa; Mollusca; Bivalvia; Pectinida; Pectinidae
Product: glycoprotein 3-alpha-L-fucosyltransferase A-like
Exons: 2
Coding region: 118-1584 (488 amino acids)
Cellular component (GO): membrane
Molecular function (GO): alpha-(1->3)-fucosyltransferase activity
Source: RefSeq, a predicted model, not a curated record
CUCAGAGGUCCUACCGCGUGUAAACAGACAUUAGUUUCCAGUCUUAUUAAGCGAGGCGUAACGUAUAGCAAGUACUGUAUACAUGUAGGGCGUCGGGUGUCGUGUAACAGUCAUUCUAUGUUGGCUGUGCAGAACAGGUGUACUUUCUAUCAAACUAUGGGACUACUGAGAAGAGUGUUCUGGACACGAAACACAAAAUGGCAGGAAAAGGUAUUUAUUCUCACUGUCGUUAUGGUAGUCUGUGUAACAGGAAUGAUCAAUCUGAGACCGCAUUACUUUGUGAGGCAGAUGGAACACAAACACAACUCUCGCAAUGUCAUUAUAACGAAGAAAAUAAUGUCAGAUUAUAAUUAUGUAUCGGAGGAUUUUCAUUCAAAAAUAUUUAAUUCAAGUUAUUGUUUAGACAUCUCGAAAUCGCCGACAAGGACAAACUUAAAUGUUGGUUUUGAUAGAACCAAAAACCGGCUACAUCCCAUCAGAUACUUUCCGCCGGAAGUUAACAUUAGCGAAUCGGAGAAACAACGUAUUUCGCGCCUACUUCCGGACGAUUUCCUCCAUACGAAUGCUUCGUCAGAUCGAGUUUACGAACAAUUAGAAUAUGUGCCGAGAACUUACUCCAGUAAAUCGGAUAUCAAAGUUGUGUAUAUUUGGCACAUGGAAAAAUGGACAAACGUUCCCACGGGAUUAGAAUUCUUCAAGCACUGCAAGGUGAACCGCUGUAGUUUAACCCACGAGAGAAGUGCGGAGGCCACGGCUGAUGCUGUUGUGUUUGCUAAUUCUGGAUAUCUACCGUUAUCACCACCUUUUCAAAAAUCAUCUUCUAAACAAAUUGCCAUUUUAAACAUCAAUGAGAGUCCAGAUAGAUCGUGGCCAAUGAAUAACUAUAAAAACUUUUUCAAUUGGACAAACACGUAUCGAGUAGACUCGACAAUUUAUGAUCCCUAUUUCAAAAUUGGACGGAAUUGUUGGACGCCUCCUGAUAUCCCGACCCCAGGUCGCAAUUUCGCCGAGGGCCGGACCAAAAAGGUCGCUUGGAUGGUUUCUAACUGCAAUAUUGUAAAGAGUGGACGUAUGGAGUAUGCAAGGGAACUGGGUAAACACGUGCAAGUGGACAUUUACGGGCACUGUGGUCCACUGUCUUGUCCAGCGUCCAAACACAGAGAAUGCGUCGAAAUGACCAGGAGGGACUACAAGUUCUACCUGUCGUUUGAGAACCACAAAUGCCACGACUAUUUGACGGAGAAAGUGAUGAACGCUUACGAUGCGGAGCUGAUACCCAUAGUAUUAGGAGCCAGGAAGGAAGACUACGCCCAAGUAUUACCUAAACAUUCUUACAUCCAUGUGGAAGACUUCGAGUCCCCUCAAAUGCUAGGCGAAUAUUUAAAUCUGUUGGACAAAAAUGACACCUUAUAUAAUGAAUAUUUCAAAUGGAAAGAGACAGGAGAUAAAAUCAUCGAUGAUUUGAAUUGGUGCAGAGUCUGUACACUUCUCCAUGAAACGUCACUUCCGGUCAUGUGGUAUGAGGACAUCCAACAUUGGUGGAAGCCAGAUGGAGCCUGCAAUGGUGCUAAAAAAUGGGAUUAAUUGUUCUUUUC